Molecule: messenger RNA, 3152 nt
Organism: Austrofundulus limnaeus
Lineage: Eukaryota; Metazoa; Chordata; Actinopteri; Cyprinodontiformes; Rivulidae
Gene: ccdc191
Product: coiled-coil domain containing 191
Source: RefSeq, a predicted model, not a curated record
ACCUUAAUUUGCGUAAAAAGGGUUAAUAAAGCUAAUCAGUUUACUACAUUACCCAGAGUUCUUUACGGUGUAGGAUGUUAGGUUUGUUGCCUCUGCGUUUUGGUUUGUGGCAGCUUCUAAACUCAGUGCGACUAGUUAAAUGAUUAGUUGAGAAUUUUUUAACGCAUAUUGUUAUAAAGAUAUUUUUUUCAAAACUUCGUAAUCAAGAUUUAGGAGUACAAUAUAUUGUAAACUGGCUUAAAACGGGGGCAAUGACGUCUCACAAUUCUCACCUGUUCAGGUGGAAGAGGCUCGGGACUGCACCCAAGCUCAAACUCUUCUAGGUGAUUGGCUGGGCACUAAGUUACGUUUGGAGCUUGGGAUGGAUGAUGAAGAUGAUCUGAGGUGUUCUGCUGUAAAGACACAACCUGCCUCUCCAGCUUCCCCACAUCCAGCUGUCCACACCCCCAGCAACUUUGAUGAUCUGUAUAACCGCCUGGCUGAAGAAGAAGAAAAAUCUGCUGUUAACAGUUUCCUACAACAUCUCAUGGAGCAGGAUCUGCUGGACUCUGGGACGAUGGAGGAACUCUCACUCGAUGGUGGAAUCAGUAGGAAGUUCAGAAACCCGAUCCUCACCAUGGAAGCACGUCAUCAGCAGGUGCGCGAGAACAGGGUGCGGCGGGAGGCCGAGAGGCAAAGACAGCAGAGGGAGGAGGCUGCAAAGCAGGAGGCCAGGAAGGAGGCGAAGAGGAGGGAGCAGGAGAAAGAGAUGAAGAAGAAGAAGCUGGAGAAACAAAGAGAGGAGGAGUUGGUUCAGCAGGAGAUGAUCAGACUCCGACGUCAGAUGGAGGAGAGGAGAGGCCGGGAGCAGCUCCUUCGACAGAGAGAAAGAGAAAAAGAAAAGAAGCGAGCAGACAGAAGCGUUCAGCCAACCCCAACACUUCUAUCAAAGCAGCAGCAGGAAACAGAGCGACUCCACCGAGAGCAGCAGAUUCAGGUGCAGAUUCACAUGAGGAACCUCAAGUGUCUGCACAGGCAUUUUUCUGGGUGGUACAUGGUGGUGAUGGACCGAAGGUUGUGUCUGGGUAAGGCGGUGGUCCUCUGUGAUUGGAGGAGGCAGCUGAAAGCGUGGCGAGCGUGGCGGACCGUGGUGUGGGCAGAGCGCGAGCGGCGGGAGGUGGCGAGAACAGAAGAGGCGCUGCGAAUGGAAAACAGACAAAUCCAGCUCGCCGUGGAGAGUGACAGAAGGCGAUUGUUACGGCGAUGUCUGAAUGAGUGGCAGCUGUGCUGUCAGGUGGAGAAGGCCCAGCGGGAGCUUAGGGCUCGACAGCAGGAGACAAAACAAAAGAUGGCUGCUUUACUCGCUGCUGCUUCCACAGGAAAACUCCUCAGGACCCCUGCUGAUCAGCCAAUCCCUGCCCCACCUGAACCUCCAAACCAAUCAGAGGAGAUGGAUCAUCCCAAGUUGAACACUUUAGCUCCUCGAGCCUUGGCGCUGCAUCAGGAUCAACCCCCUSUGAGUUUUGCGUCCCGACCCUCCCAGCCGUGGCAGGUGACCCGACGCCACGCAGCCCCCAGCGCCGCCGAGCUCCGCGAGGCGCGACAGAGAGCGGAGAGCGGCGCAAACAGAACGGCGCCACCGGCCGGCAGGUUGGAGAACAGACACGCCGUCCAGCAGCAGAUCAUCACGCAGCAACGGAAGCUGCUGAAGGAGCAGCAGGAGCAAAUCUCCCGGCUGACGGAAAAGCAGAACAUGUUGGGUUUGGAGCUGGAAAUGGAGAAAACGGCUCAGCUUACCCAGCUAUCGCUGCUGAAAGGCUCCAGACCAAAAGGCUGCAGCUUUGACCUGAAGGAGCAGAGAGCGCCGAGGGUUCCAGCAGCACCUGAUAGUCAGAGUGCAACUUGGAGGAAAGCUGUCACGCGGCAGACGUGCCCCCAUCCAGUGGUCACAGCCAUGGAAGCCCGAGYUCGACAGCGCGCAGAGCGGAGGAAGGAGAUCGAGGAACUCAAGAGAAAGAAAGAAGAAGACAGGCUGGCCGAGAUGAAGGCCGCCGUGGAGCGGAGGUGGAGGGAGGAAGAGGAGGAGAAACGCRAGGCGGCGGAGAAGAGACGGGAGGAGAAGAGGCGGGAGAGAGAGAGGGAGGAGGAGAAGCUGAGGCAGCAGAAACAACAGCAGGAGCUCACCAGGCUGGCCCGUCAGCAUCGCCACAGAACCUUGUUGUCACAUCGAGGCCUGGCGCCCUGGAAACGUCUCAUUCAGCUAAGACGAGACAACAUGCAGCUGGCCGUGAACCAUCACAGACUCCUCCUCCUGAGACGAUGCACUCUGGAGUGGCGGCGUCACRCGAGGGAGUCUGUGUCCGAAAGAGAGGCGUGUGCGGACCAACUUUACCAACACUUUCUACUUCAAAGGAGCUUAAAGUGCUGGAAAACAAUGAGAGACGCCCAGAUGAUGCAGGAAGAGCGAGCCGAGUGUUUCUAUCGCAGACGCACUCUGAGGAGGUUYCUGCUCGCACUUUUGGAUCACGUGACCCAGGAGAGGCUGGAGGAGUGGGACCGUCUGCGGCGGGCACAGGAGCACAGCGACAGACGGCGCCUGCAAAGGUGUCUGCUGGCCUGGAGGCAGCUUCCCAGCGUGCUCUGCAGAGAGAGGCGGCGGGAGAAGCUGAGCAGGAAAGUUGCUGAGGUUUUACCUGAUUUCUGCUUCCAUCCAUCACCAGAAAGGGACUAAAGAUGAAAAACUGCGCAGUUGCAACAAAGAGACAAGCACAUCACUCCAGAUGAGACAACUGGCUGCUCGUUUCUCAGAUUUAUUUAUCAAAAUAAAUUUAAUUUAAUUUAUAGAAAUUCUACAGUCUCUCAACUAAUACAUUUAUAAUGCUAUGAAAGGCUUGGAAUGUUACAGUAUAGCUGCCAUACUUCAUACAAUUCUGUCUUUGUAUUAAUAAUUGUUUUUUAUUGCAGUAUAUGUUCAACACUUUGGGACAGCAACAAGUUGUGUUUUAUAUAAAUAAAAUCGACCUUGGAGUUCUCUUAAAGCAAAAAGCAUCGGCAGUGGAAAGCAGCAAAAGAUUUUUUCCUUCAGCUGAAAUUUGUGCUGAUUUAUCUGCCUGUUUGAUCAAUCUAAAAGGCUUUCAUGUAGGAGUGUGUUGACAAUAAAAAUAAGAACUGAA